Messenger RNA from Mesorhabditis spiculigera, 699 nucleotides. The record is from the annotation of a GenBank genome assembly. Lineage: Eukaryota; Metazoa; Nematoda; Chromadorea; Rhabditida; Rhabditidae.
AUGGCGAAAAGCCUCGACCAAAUGUUCACCAUCAUGCAGUUGAUGGGAAAUGAUACGAGUACAGAAGCGUCCACCUCAAAUUCCGAUGACGUUCCGUUGUACGAUGCUGACCCUGCUGAUGUGAACGCUACGCUCCUAUCGACGGAACCCCCAGCCAACCGGCCGAACCUGCAAAUCGACUGGAUCCCGCCACAGGUCCAGGAAUUCUGGGAGCGCUUUAUGGGCAUUUCCGGCCACGAAUGGAUCAUUUUCGGGAUGAUCGCCGUGGUAGUGGCCCUGCUCUUGGCGCUGGCCGCCGGGAUUUGCUGCUGGAUCUACAAGCACAAAAAACGCGUAAUCCAGCCGCCCGACGAGCCAAUCGUCGCCGAUUAUGAGGACGGGCUUGGCUGGGGAAGAUGCCUACCCUGCUGCCGAGGGCGAAAAUCGAGCGGCAACUGGGAACGCCAGAAUUCUUCUUCGAACCUUGCCCCCUACCGUAGACCGCCACUCCCACCCAUUGUCGGCGAGGACCCGAAUAAAGAUGGCUACACGGGCUCCUAUCUGCCAGCCGCCAACCGGCUGCCCCCCAUCCAACCCCGACUCGUCCAUAUCGACCCGGAUGACCCGAGGAUGGGCGCAAAUAUUUCAGGAAUCCGCGAUGUUCCGAACACUCCUGCUCCCCCGGGCCCUCACAGACCAUUGCCGCUCCUUGAAAAGUUU